UGCGGAGCAGAAAUUAUGGAGGCAACGACUGAACUGACGGUUUCUGUAAUAGUGUCACAGGCAAGGAAUCCCAAGUUAGCCUUGUCUUCCCCGAAGAGCCACCCCUGUGAGAGUUGUGGGCUCGUCUUGGGAAACAUUUUCCAGGUGAUGGAGCUGCAGGGAACACAACCCAGACAGAUACUAUUGAGGUGUGGGUCGUGUGAUAAACGAUUUCAUUUCUGUGCAAAAUUUCAACAGCAGCAUGUGACAGAGAAGACUUUCAUUAGAGGUGUGGAGAGGAUCUCACUUGCAAACAGCUGCAAUUUCAAUGUGUCCCAGAAUCAUUUCACAUGCAGGGAGGUUGGGCAGGGUAUCUUUAUGGAGUCAGGACCUCUGCACCUAAAGGCUAUUCAGACCAGGGGCAGUCCAACUGCAAUUUCCACGUGUGGGAUGAUGUUUCAAAGGAGAAAAAAAUAUUACAAUAGAAAAGAAUGUAAGGGAGACAUUAGUUGCACCCACACAGUUAUUCAGGAAAAAGGUGUCCAUCUUGGAAGUUGGGGUUUUGAUUCCUCUGAAUGUGGAAAAUUUUUUACCAAAUUUUCUAGCUUUCAUAAUCAACAGAGAGGUCACACUGGAGAAAAGCCUUAUGAAUGCAGUGAAUGUGGAAAAACUUUUGCACGGAGCAAUGGCCUUCGUUAUCAUCAGAGGGUUCACACAGGAGAAAAGCCUUAUGAAUGCAAUGAAUGUGGGAAAUCUUUUACCCUAAAAACUAGCCUUCGUUAUCAUCAGAGAGUUCAUACAGGAGAAAAGCCUUAUAAAUGCAGUGAAUGUGGAAAUUCUUUUGCACGGAACAAUGUCCUUCUUGAUCAUCAGAGAGUUCACACUGGAGAAAAGCCUUAUAAGUGCAGUGAAUGUGGAAAAUCUUUUCUACGGAGCCAUGUCCUUCGUUAUCAUCAGAGAGUUCAUACAGGAGAAAAGCCUUAUAAAUGCAAUGAAUGUGGGAAAUCUUUUACCCUAAAAAGUAGCCUUCGUUAUCAUCAGAGAGUUCAUACAGGAGAAAAGCCUUACAAAUGCAGUGAAUGUGGAAAAUCUUUUACCCAGAGCAGUGCCCUUCUUUUUCAUCAGAGAGUUCACACAGGAGAAAAGCCUUAUAAAUGCAGUGAAUGUGGGAAAUCUUUUGCACGCAGUGAUACCCUUCGUUAUCAUCAGAGAGUUCAUACAGGAGAAAAGCCUUAUAAAUGCAGUGAAUGUGGGAAAGCUUAUACCACUAGGACUAAUCUUUGUUGUCAUCAGAGAGUGCACACUGGAGAGAGGCCUUAUCAAUGCAGUGAAUGUAAAAAAUCUUUUAGCACUAACACCCGGCUUCGUACUCAUCAGAGAGUUCACACUAAAGAAAAGCCUUAUAAAUGUAAUGAAUGUGGAAAAUCUUUUGCAUAUAGCAGUAGUCUCCAAUAUCAUCAGAGAGUUCACUCUGGAGUAAAGCCUUAUCAGUGCAGUGAAUGCGGAAAAUCUUUUAUGGCUAAGGCUGGCGUUCUUCAACAUCAGAGAGUUCAUACAGGAGAAAAGCCUUAUAAAUGCAGCUAAUGUGGAAAAUCUUUUACCACUACUCGUGACCUUCAUUGUCAUCAGCAUAUCCACACUGGAGAAAAGCCUUAUCAAUGCAGUGAAUGUGGAAAAUCUUUUGCCCGGAGCAAUAAACUUCGUUAUCAUCAGAGAGUUCAUACGGGAGAAAAGCCUUAUAAAUGCAGUGAAUGUGGGAAAUGUUUUAAAAGUAUCAGUGGUCUCCAAUAUCAUCAGAGAGUUCACAAUGGAGAAAGCCCUUAUGAGUGCAAUUAAUAUGAGGUAUCUCUCAGCCAAAUUUCUAAAUUUGCUCUCCACUGGAGUACAAAUGUGAGAAAUUUCUUAGAUGUGUAGGAAAUGUAGUUUCCUAGUUAGAAGUUAACAAUAGUACAAGAAAAUUUGUUAAUCCUCAUUUUUCUGAAUUAUAUCCUAUACAUUUAAUCACCUAUGUUUUGUAAAAUUCCCAUAAGUGUUUUGGCUGUUCUAUGUGUGUUUUUAUGUUGGAACACUAUGUAAUUAUGUUGCACGUUCUAACAUACAGAGAUGUCCUGCCAGAUCUAUGUCACUGCACAUUUCUGUUGCUGAAGGUAUUUCACCUGAACCACCUAUAAGGUCUCUACAGAUGGCAUCAAUCACCAUCCUCCUGUGCCAGGGAAGCUAUGUCUGUUGUCUGAUUUGUCAGCGAAAAUGAGGAAUACCUGAGCCCUUGGUUCUUAAUUUGUUUCCCUGUCUUGUGUUGCCACAUAGGACUCAUUGCUGUUGGCCCCAGUAAACAUAAUGUUACAGAGGGCCUGCCAUUUUCUGGGACACACUUUCUGUAGAUGCUAAUGAUGAGUUUAUUGUGUGCCUAAGUCACCAAUGGAAGAACUGCCAGUCUCAUGUCUCUUUGGUUUGUAAAAUAAUGAAGGCUUUUUCUUAAGACUUCCUCAAUCUGGGGUGUUAUAUUUACUCUGUCGGUUAGUUUAUACGGAGAUCAGGGCUUUCCAAGCGUGUUGAGGUGAAACACUUUUAUGGGGUCUCAAACAUUUUUCCCUUGGGGGAAGCGUAUGGUUAAGAAAUUAGCUCAUCAGUUUUUUGCAAAUUUACAUUGCUGCCCAUAUCUUCCUAGGAAACACUGUGUACACUCUACUUCUCAUAUGAAGAUGUGUGCUUUGAGACACAGAGGUCACUCCAAAGAGGGGGUAGCUGGGACAACCUCAAGUAUGUCUGGGAGCAUGAAUUUUUUUUCCUGUUUGCAAGCGAUGCCAAUACGUGUGAGGUGAAUCUCUUGCCCAGGUCUUGCAGGGGGCCCUGUGCCCUAAUGCCUACAAUAUCACGGGUGAUGGUCACUGGUUUGAGGACAAUGGCAUUCAGGGAAAACCCUUUCACUACAGAAACACUGACCUAAUUGUGGUUGGAUGAGACUGCACCCCUUUAGAUGGAAUAGUCCUCACCUAACUGUGCAUCCAGGAAUUGUUUUGAGGAAAAGUCCACAACAGCUGUUUGUACACAGAUCUGAGGGACUCCAGGGAUAUCUAUCUUCUGUGGUGCAGUCAUUGUCAUCGAUUAUAAUCAAGAUAUUUUGUGGCUCCUGUAGUGUCUCAGAAGUUCUCAGAGCCUUUUUUUGCGCUGGCAUCAAAAGAAAGAUGGAGAAAUUAAAGAUUGAAAUAAUAAUUUAAUCAAAAAUAGAGUACACAAUAACAGAAAAAGAAAGAUGGAGAAAAUGGCUGUCUUUAGUCAGGAAUGUGGCUUUUGUGAGUUUGGGUGAAAGUUCUUCAUUGUUUGUUACAUUUUCUGUCACUGCGAAGAGACUCUCACCCAGAGGGCAUAAGUACUGGUAUUGAAUAUAGAGUUGCCAAACCUGUUCUUCCAGAAUACUAUUGAACCAUUUUUAAUAACUAUAAUGAGUAAAUUACAUGUGUUAAGUAUAGUGUUUCAUAAAUCUUGACAUGUGCAUGAAACUGAAACCAUCAUUAUAGUCAUAAUGCUGACCAUAUCUGUAACUGUGUAAUUGCAUAAUGACCUCUUUUAAUCUGUCCCUGUUCUUCACAGCUUUCCUAGUUUCCAUGGAUUUACAUUCCAUUUUCAUAGAGAAUUUUAUUUUUCUGCUUUAGUUUAUGUUUCAUACAAACUAGGAGUUUUAUUAAAGUUACACUUGUAACUCAUCGUUUUUUCUGAUAUUCUUAUCAUUGAUAUAUCACCAUCAGUUUGCCCACUUUAAUAAAUAUUUGGUCAUUUCUAAUAAAGCUAGUACAAACAUUUCUGUAUAA
Myotis daubentonii (Daubenton's bat) is the source of this 3788-nucleotide messenger RNA. RefSeq lists its product as uncharacterized. NCBI's taxonomy places the organism in Eukaryota, Metazoa, Chordata, Mammalia, Chiroptera, Vespertilionidae. Gene Ontology annotation, biological process: regulation of transcription by RNA polymerase II. Gene Ontology annotation, molecular function: DNA-binding transcription activator activity, RNA polymerase II-specific; RNA polymerase II cis-regulatory region sequence-specific DNA binding. Gene Ontology annotation, cellular component: nucleus. The record is from RefSeq and is a predicted model, not a curated record.